Molecule: messenger RNA, 438 nt
Organism: Mycena indigotica
Lineage: Eukaryota; Fungi; Basidiomycota; Agaricomycetes; Agaricales; Mycenaceae
Exons: 1
Coding region: 1-438 (145 amino acids)
Source: RefSeq, a predicted model, not a curated record
AUGCCCCUCGUCGAGCCACUCAGCGCCGUCAGCAACGCCUUGCGCACAGCAGGUAUUGUUCCUGACGUCCUCCCCGAGUCUUUCACGCCCUCUGGGCUCGUCGGCGUCGCACUCCACGGUACUUCCGUCGAGCUUAAGCUUGGCGAGGAGGUCCCACUUGCACAUACGACUGGGCAGCCGCAAUUAUCCGUCGUCGCCGCACCUUCCGAGGCCAUCACCGCAGACGGCCUCUCGCAACACAGUUUCACCUACACAGUCGCAAUGCUUGACCCGGACGCCCCCAGCGCAGCGCAGCCCACAAGCAGGCACUUCCGGCACUGGGUGGUGUGUUUUUCGUUGUUCACCCCAUUGAUAGCUACCUAUGAAUGCACAGAUAACUGGGCUUGUGCCUUCACCGGAAGCUGGGGCGCCAGCGACAGCGAGCACCCACAUCAGUAA